CCUUGCCGACAUGGUAACUCGCCUCAGCGAAGAGUUGAGAAAAGGAAAAACGGAGAAAAACACUUAUGACUUGUCCAAACUACCAACUUGUGGUUCCGUUAAGACACUGAAAAGAGAGGAGGCUGAGACGAUCCUUGCCGACAUGGUAACUCGCCUCAGUGAAGAGUUGAGAAAAGGAAAAACAGAGAAAAACACUUAUGACUUGUCCAAACUACCAACUUGUGGUUCCGUUAAGACACCGAAAAGAGAGGAGGCUGAUACGAACCUUAAUGAAAUGGAAACUCAUCUAAGCAAAGAGCAGAGAAAAGGAACAACGGAGGAAAAUGAUUCAGGUCGCUUGUCAAAACAACCCAGUUGUAUCUCUGUUAAGGAACCGAAACAAAAGGAGUCUCUGUACCUGACUAAUUGCCGGAUGAUCCUCACUGAUAUGCAUACUCGCCUCAGCGAAGCAUUGAGAAAAAAGAAAACAGAGGAAAACACCUGUGACUGGGCCAAACUACCAACUUUUAGUUCCGUUAAGACAACGAAACGAGAACACUCUAAGGACCUGACUCUUUGCGGUAUGAUCCUUACCGAAAUAGAAAAUCAUGAGGAUGCAUGGCCUUUUCGUCUUCCUGUAAACUUGAACUUUGUUCCUGGUUAUACCAAAGUUAUUAAGAAGCCUAUGGAUUUUUCCACAAUUAGAGAGAAAUUAAUUAGUGGACAGUAUCCAAACCUGGAAUCCUUUGCUGUCGAUGUCAGGCUUAUUUUUGACAACUGUGAAGCAUUUAAUCAAGAUGAUUCUGAUACAGGCAGAGCUGGCCACAGUAUGAGGAGGUAUUUUGAGAAAAAGUGGACAGAUAUUCUCAAAGUGAGCCGAAGCUACAAUAAUCUCUUUUUUCCUUUUCAAUAAGGGCGAAUAAGACCAGCAAUGUCAACUGUAUUUUACAUAAAUGUGCAAGGCACACGCAUAAUGACUUUUUAUCUUAGUAAAAGUAUCUCACACAAAAACAGUAUCAGAAAAAUGAUACCAUUUUUAAAGGCUUCACUCCUGCAACAACCAAGGCCCUUGGUUAUUGGUUUGUGUGAUUUAUCAGCUAAUUUAGGUAGAACAGGGAAGCACACCCAAAGAAUUUUCAAAGGUAAAGGUGUUACAGAGUAACAGCAAUUAAAAUAUAUCAAAUCGCACUGAAUAUUCAACACCAGAGCUCUAAUGUGGGAGAUGGUUCUCCUUUCCCUCUCAAUAAAUAUCUACUUUUCCUUUUUUUAA
Molecule: messenger RNA, 1249 nt
Organism: Manis pentadactyla (Chinese pangolin)
Lineage: Eukaryota; Metazoa; Chordata; Mammalia; Pholidota; Manidae
Product: bromodomain adjacent to zinc finger domain protein 2A-like
Exons: 6
Coding region: 11-892 (293 amino acids)
Molecular function (GO): protein binding
Source: RefSeq, a predicted model, not a curated record